Molecule: messenger RNA, 969 nt
Organism: Dermochelys coriacea (leatherback sea turtle)
Lineage: Eukaryota; Metazoa; Chordata; Testudines; Dermochelyidae
Product: olfactory receptor 52N2-like
Exons: 2
Coding region: 1-969 (322 amino acids)
Biological process (GO): G protein-coupled receptor signaling pathway
Cellular component (GO): membrane
Molecular function (GO): olfactory receptor activity
Source: RefSeq, a predicted model, not a curated record
AUGCACUACCUUGUCUGCCAGCACCAAGGAGACAUACGCUUUCAACCUCACCCCUUCUGGCCCUUCAACAUUCAUCCAAUGGGCAUCCCUGGCCUGGAAGCUGCCCACGUCUGGGGUUCCAUCCCUUUCUUUAUGUGCUACAUCAUCAGCCUAUUGGGAAAUUUCACGUUUCUGUUUGUCGUAGGCAAAGAGCAGACCCUGCACAGGCCAAUGUACCUGCUGCUCUGCAUGCUGGCACUUACAGACAUCACCACUUCUACAUCCGUCAUACCAAGGGCACUGUGUAUAUUUUGGUUCAAUUUGAAAGGCAUUCCUAUGGGUGGCUGCCUCAUCCAGAUGUUCUUCCUUCAUGCAGUUUCUGUUAUGCAGUCAGCUGUUCUCAUGACAAUGGCCUUUGAUUGCUACAUUGCCAUAUGUAACCAUCUGAGAUAUUCCACCAUCCUCAUCAAUGCACAAAUAGCUAAGCUAGGGCUAGUGGGUUUGACAAGAGCUGUUCUCUUCAUUCUUCCCCUGCCCCUGCUCCUGAGCAGGCUGCCAUUCUGUGCCAACCGUAUUAUCCCUCAUAUGUACUGUGACCACAUGGCUGUAGCGAAGAUGUCAUGUGGGGACAUUACAGUCAACAGGAUGUAUGGCUUGGUGAUAGCAUUUGUAGUCUCAGGGUUAGACUUGUUGCUCGUUGCCCUGUCCUAUGGUCUGAUCAUCAGGGCCAUCAUCAGAAUCUCCUCCAAGAAAACCUGCCAGAAAGCCCUCAACACCUGCACCGUGCACAUCUGUGUGAUGCUCAUGUCUUGUACUCUCUUGCUGUUCUUCUCUCUGACACACUGGUUUGGUCAAGGCAUAGCUACCCACAUUCACAUCAUCUUGGCAACCCUGUACUUCCUUGUCCCUCUCAUGUUCAACCCUAUCAUUUAUGGUAUCAAAACCAAAGAGCUUUGUGAGAAAGUGGGCAAAUACACCUGCAGAAGGUGA